This is a messenger RNA of Parnassius mnemosyne (clouded apollo), 963 nucleotides long. NCBI's taxonomy places the organism in Eukaryota, Metazoa, Arthropoda, Insecta, Lepidoptera, Papilionidae. The record is from the annotation of a GenBank genome assembly.
AUGUGGCGGGGCGUGCGAUGGCGCGUGGCGGGCCCGCUGGUGCUGGGAGCGCUGCUGCUGUGGGCCUGGGCGCUGCGGACGCCGCAGCCGGCGCGGCGGGCGGACGACACGGUGGCGGGGCGCGAGCUGCCGCUCAUCUUCAUCGGCGGCGUGCCGCGCUCCGGCACCACGCUGAUGCGCGCCAUGCUGGACGCGCACCCCGACGUGCGCUGCGGCCAGGAGACUCGCGUGGUGCCUCGCAUCCUGCAGAUGCGCCAGCACUGGAUGCGCUCGCAGAAAGAGAGUGUGCGCCUCGAGCAGGCUGGCGUCUCCAAGGCGGUGCUUGAUAACGCGAUCGCCGCGUUCUGCCUCGAAGUGAUAGUUCGGCACGGCGAUCCCGCUCCGCGGCUCUGCAAUAAGGACCCACUUGUGUUGAAGAUGGGCACAUAUGUGCUGGAGUUGUUUCCUAAUGCUAAGUUUCUCUUCAUGGUUCGUGACGGCCGUGCCACUGUUCAUUCUAUAAUAACUCGCAAGGUGACGAUCACGGGGUUCGACCUUUCGAGCUACCGGCAGUGCCUGACUAAGUGGAACCACGCAGUGGAGCUGAUGUACCAGCAGUGCAAGUCCCUGGGUAGUGCUCGCUGCAUGCUGGUGCGCUAUGAGUCGCUAGUGCUGGCGCCGGCCGCCACGCUGCGCCAAGUACUUGCCUUCCUCGACCUGCGUUGGCAUGACAACGUGCUGCACCACGAGCGCUACAUCAACCAACCCAACGGCGUCGCGCUCUCCAAUGUGGAGCGGUCGUCGGACCAGGUGGUGCGGCCGGUGAACCUGGACGCACUGGACAAGUGGGUGGGGCAGCUGCCGGCCGACGUGCGCGCAGACAUGGCCGAGCUGGCGCCCAUGCUGUCCGUGCUGGGCUACGACCCCUGGGCCAACCCGCCGCACUACGGCACGCCGGAGAACACCGCAUCACACCCACCCUAA